AUUCAUUAUCGUGAAAAAAUGGUUUUAAAAUGGAAUUAUAUAAUAUAUGCAUGCAGCGUAUUUUACUGCAUGUACGCAGUACUCUCGUCAGAUAUCAUAUCGUUUGAAGCAAACGCAACGUUUGUAGAAAACAGCAGCACAGUCCUUCUUAAGUGUUUAUCUCAAAAACAGGCGUUGGACAUACGUUUCUAUAGAAACGGAAGUUAUCUCGGAUCAUGUAAUAUCUUUGGUUGCCAAACUAUAAGUACCGAUUACAUAAUAAUACAGAACACUUCUAGCGACAAUUACAUCGAGAAUUAUCUGACCAUAAAACGUUUCUCAGAAACAAUGACUGGAUCGUACAUAUGUAGAUCGUCGGAUAUUAGACAUUAUAAAAUGAUUAAUCUUACUCUUGCAGUUCCUAUUACGUAUGUGAAUCUAAACCCGACAAACGAUCCAGUGUCGGUCAUUGAUAACACCAGUUAUCAGUUUGAAUGUGAGACAUCCAUUUGUCGCCCAUACGCUACAGUGAAAUGGUAUAAAGACAACAGAACUAUCGAUGACAUUGCUGACGACAUUGACCUUACACACCUAUCAACAUCAAGGGUAGAAAAUGAAGUUACAAGAAGCGUUCUACAAGUUCAGCCAACAAAAGUCGACCACGGAAUGAGAUUGUUUUGUCUUGCUAAUAACGGAGGUCCUGACAUAUAUUCUUCGAAGCAAAUUUUGGAUGUAUUGUAUGAACCGAGCAUUCCAAAGUGUCAAUUCAAUAGCUCAAUUGUGAAUGAAAAUAUCUAUAUACGGGAAGGUCAGGAUCUCAGCAUUGAAUGUUCAGCUGAUGGUUAUCCACCCCCUUUUCUGAUUUGGACGUACCCUGGAGGAACUUUCUCCGGUCCUACCCUUAGUUUAAGAAAGGUUGCAAAAGAUGCGAGUGGGAAUUUUACAUGCUCUGCCCAAAAUACUUUGAAACCAACCUAUGGACUAGAAGUCACGCGCGCUACAAGCUUUACCUUUGUUGUUAAUGUUUACGCUCCGAUCGAUGACGUAUUUAUUUCUUCACCAAAAAAGAAUGUGGUCGUCUUACACGACAGCGAAGAGCUUAUUGUGAAGUGCGAAUGUUUAGAUGGUAUUCCAAAAGCAACGUUUGAAUGGUCUUUAGACAAUGCAACUAAUGGCAACAAGACCGAUGACAAACUUGUUGCAAAUGAUAAUGGCGUUAGCCUCGACCAUCAAUUUCAAAAUGGUACAACUGUCGGUUAUAUUGCAUACAAAGCCAAGCCUUCUGAAAGCGGAAUGAGACUAUAUUGUGUUGCAAGGACUGCAGUUAAUGAACUUAAAGCAAGUAAUUCUGUGCUGCUGGCUAUAACUGCCCUUGCCUUGGUCGUUUUCUACAUGUUGGAGGUCAUUUUAGCCCUUGCCUUGGUCGUUUUCGACAUGUUGGAGGUCAUUUUAGCCCUUGCCUUGGUCGUUUUCGGCAUGUUGGAGGUCAUUUUAGCCCUUGCCUUGGUCGUUUUCGGCAUGUUGGAGGUCAUUUUAGCCCUUGCCUUGGUCGUUUUCGGCAUGUUGGAGGUCAUUUUAGUCCUUGCCUUGGUCGUUUUCGGCAUGUUGGAGGUCAUUUUAGUCCUUGCCUUGGUCGUUUUCUACAUGUUGGAGGUCAUUUUAGUCCUUGCCUUGGUCGUUUUUGGCAUGUUGGAGGUCAUUUUAGCCCUUGCCUUGGUCGUUUUCGGCAUGUUGGAGGUCAUUUUAGUCCUUGCCUUUGUCGUUUUCUACAUGUUGGAGGUCAUUUGA
This is a messenger RNA of Mya arenaria, 1767 nucleotides long. RefSeq names its product immunoglobulin superfamily member 10-like. The record is from RefSeq and is a predicted model, not a curated record. Gene Ontology annotation, biological process: cell-cell adhesion. Gene Ontology annotation, cellular component: cell-cell junction. Gene Ontology annotation, molecular function: cell adhesion molecule binding. Lineage: Eukaryota; Metazoa; Mollusca; Bivalvia; Myida; Myidae. The coding region runs from base 19 to 1767 and encodes 582 amino acids. The transcript is spliced from 6 exons.